AUGCCACGUUUCGCUCAGCUUGUUAUUGGACCUGCUGGUUGCGGGAAGUCAACAUACUGUGCAACUAUUCAAGCUCAUUGCGAGGCUGUGAGGCGAACUGUAGAUGUGGUCAAUCUGGAUCCUGCAGCUGAGUAUUUCGAGUAUAGUCCGUUAGCAGAUAUACGGGAUUUGAUUCAUGUGGAUGAUGUUAUGCAGGAUGAAAGCAUUCAUUUAGGACCGAAUGGCGGCCUUGUCUUCUGCAUGGAAUAUUUGAAUCAGAAUCUCGACUGGCUGGAUUCAGCAUUAGGAGACAGUGAUGGCGACUAUAUACUAUUUGACUGUCCAGGUCAAAUCGAAUUGUAUUCACAUCUUCCUGUCAUGCCAAAAAUUGUGGAACACUUGCAACGAAAGUGGGAUUUUCGUCUGGUUUCUGUCUUCAUUCUGGAUGCUAGGUUCCUUGUCGAUUCCUCUCACUUCAUGGCAGGGGUGCUUUCAGCUCUAUCGGCCAUGGUCUCUCUGGCCACGGCACACAUUAACGUCAUGUCCAAAAUGGAUCUUUUGUCGGAGAAGAAACAAAAAUAUGUGAUCGCUCGCUAUUUAAAUCCGGAUAUGAACUACUUUUUUGAAUCGGAUUUGACAUCUGAGCAUACCUCCGUCACCAGACAGAAAGAGAAAAAUUCCAAAUUGACCACUGCAUUAGCCAAUUUGGUGGAACGUUACAGUGUGGUUCACUUUAUGCCUUUGAAUCGAGAGAAUGAGGAAACUGUGGCGGACAUAUUACGUCAAAUUGAUCAUUGUUUGCAAUAUGACGAAGAGGUGGAUCCACCCAACCGCUUAUUUGAUGAAGCAGAAAGGGAACUUGCCACACUGGCUGGCGAUAACGAUGAUGAGAACUCUCGACUUUCCGGUUAA
Messenger RNA from Echinostoma caproni, 891 nucleotides. NCBI's taxonomy places the organism in Eukaryota, Metazoa, Platyhelminthes, Trematoda, Plagiorchiida, Echinostomatidae. The record is from the annotation of a GenBank genome assembly.